Molecule: messenger RNA, 3615 nt
Organism: Erythranthe guttata (spotted monkey flower)
Lineage: Eukaryota; Viridiplantae; Streptophyta; Magnoliopsida; Lamiales; Phrymaceae
Source: RefSeq, a predicted model, not a curated record
AUGAGGAAGGAGAAAGAUUUUGAUGGAGAAGACUUAGGCUUUACAGGAGAUCCGUUCACAUGGUCUAAUAGAAGAGAAGCUCCUUACACUAUUCGAUGCAGACUCGACAGAUUCUGUGGCACCGCUCGUUGGCGUAACCUGUUCCCAUUAGCUCACGUCCACCACAUAGAAUUUGGUGGAUCAGAUCAUGUACCGAUUCUUUUGACCCUCCAACCUACAACUCCCACCCGACCCGAUAGAAGAGGGCGACCUUUCCGAUUCGAAGCUAUGUGGAUCCGGCGGGAGGAAUGUGAGAGCAUUGUCCAGAAUGAAUGGUCAGAUCUUUUGGCAAUGGACCCAAUUGAAGAUCUGCUCACUAAGACGGAGAAUUGCAAGACAGCACUCCUGCAAUGGAGUCAGUCUUCCAUCGAAAAUCCUAGGAAUCGCAUUUCCAAAGUUCAAAAACGUCUGCAUGAACUUGGGCGGGGCCUGCAAUCGACUGAAAUUAUUUCCGAGAGAAGGACUCUUCAAAAUGAGCUCGAACAACUUUACCAAGACCUAGACACUUACUGGAAACAGCGAAGCCGAGUCCAAUGGAUGAAAGAAGGAGAUCGUAAUACCGGUUUCUUCCAUGCAAAAGCCACGAUCAGGAAGAGAAAUAAUUGGGUUCAUCGGAUCAAGAACGAUUUGGGUGAAUGGACUGACAACAAAGCCGAGAUUGAGCAGGUGAUAGCGAAUUACUUUUCCUCGAUUUUCCAGUCUACCUAUCCGACCGAGGGAGUGAUUGAGAGUGUGACGCAACAUAUCGAUCGGAGGUUGUCCAAUGCGGCUAGCCAAUCCCUUUCCCUCCCUUUCACUGCGGACGAGGUAACCCGAGCUAUUUCUCAAAUGUCCCCCACUAAAUCCCCAGGCCCUGAUGGCUUUCCUGUGUUGUUCUUUACUAAAUAUUGGAAUUGUCUUGGUUCUAAUGUGCUUAACUGCGUCCUUAAUUUCCUUAAUAAUAAAAAGCUGCCCACCAAAUUGAAUUACACCUUCAUUGUUCUGAUUCCUAAGGUUAAAAACCCUGAGAAAAUCACCGAAUAUCGUCCGAUAAGCUUGUGCAAUGUUAUAUACAAAUUUGGGUCGAAAGCUAUUGCCAAUCGUAUUAAACCUUUCCUCCAGAACAUCAUCUCUCCCACCCAAUCAGCUUUUGUGCCCAAACGCCUUAUUACGGAUAAUGUUUUAGUCGCAUAUGAAGUUAAUCAUUUUAUUAAAUCUAAUUCUAGAAAGAAAACGAAUUUUAUGGCUGCGAAAUUGGACAUUAGUAAAGCGUACGAUCGAAUCGAAUGGCUUUUCUUACGAAAAAUUCUUAAUCGUUUUGGCUUCCCAUCUUCAUUGGUCGAUCUGAUUAUGCUAUGUGUAUCUUCCGUUUUUUACUAUUUUCUAUUUAAUGGUUGCCAAUUUGGGUCGUUGCAGCCAUCUCGCGGUCUCAGACAAGGGGACCCUCUUUCCCCGUACUUAUUUAUACUGUGCACGGAAGCUCUUAUUGCAAUGAUCCGUCAGGCCGAGACCGAGAGAGUAUUGCACGGAAUCGUCAUAGCUCCCACGGCACCUAGCGUCUCCUGCCUUAGCUUUGCAGAUGACACCUUGGUGUUCUGCAAAGCUAACCUGGCUAAUGCUGAAACCCUCAAUCGGAUACUUCAAGAGUAUGCAGCCGCAUCAGGCCAGGUUGUUAAUAUUGAGAAAUCAACUAUGUGUUUCUGCCCCAUGACACCGCCCGACACUAAGAAUGCAAUCCAGUCGACUUUGGGCUUCCAAAUUGUGGAGAGCCACGAAAAAUACCUUGGAAUGCCUUUGACUAUGGGGAAAUCAAGGCGAGCUAUCUUCGACUUUUUACGGGACCGUGUGUGGACCAAGAUUGAAGGGUGGGGAGAAAAGCAACUUUCGAAGGCCGGUAAGGAAGUCCUCAUUAAAGCUGUUCUUCAAGCGAUUCCAUCUUACCUCAUGAGUUGUUUUAGUCUCCCUCUUGGACUCCUCCACGAUAUUGAAUCAGCAAUACAACGAUUUUGGUGGGGUAACGGGAAAGCUCGAUCAAUGGCCUGGACUUCAUGGAUUAAGCUUUGCACACCAAAAGAACGCGGAGGCAUGGGGUUCAGACACCUCCGCUCAUUUAAUCUCGCCAUGCUUGCCAAACAAGCAUGGAGAAUUAUCUCGUGCCCAGACCUCCUACUCUCCAAGCUUCUUCGCGCGAGGUAUUUCCCCGCCGGCAACUUUUGGUCGGCCCCUCCGGGUUUCCGACCGUCAGCAACCUGGAGAAGUCUUCUCCUCGCUCGACCUCAUGUCAAGGCUGGAUGUCGCGUUCGCAUUGGGAACGGGAAGGACACUGCUAUUUGGGGUGAUCCAUGGUUGAAAAAUGACGGUAAUUUCCACAUUCUGACCCGCCGCUCGGCAGUCUCAGCUUUUCCGAAUAGGGUUUCCGAUCUCAUUCUGCCGGAUUCCCGCGUGUGGGAUUUGGACCUCAUCCAUGCCUCUUUUUGGCCGGUGGACCAUAACAGAAUUCUUGCAAUCCCGAUUGGCAGUAGCUUUGCACAAGACCGCCUCGUGUGGCACUACUCACGCUCCGGCCAAUUCACGGUUAAAUCAUGCUAUCACAACAUUAUGUACAAUCAUGCUGCAUCUAGUGACUCACAAACGAAUGGGACCUCGUCGAAUAAUGGAACUAAGGACCUAUGGAAGUAUAUUUGGCAUUUGUCCUUACCACCAAAAAUCAAGAUUUUUGUUUGGAGGGCUGCAUGGGAUAUUAUCCCGACCAAGGGGGCGCUUUUUCGUCGUCAUAUUACCUCAGACCCGUUCUGCAACUUGUGUGGAACCCGAACAGAGACUACGGUGCAUGCCUUGAUCGGUUGUAGAGAUCUUCCAAAGGUUUGGCAAAGCGAACCAUUCAAUAUUGACACAACAACUGAACCGGUCUCUUUCCUUGGCUGGCUCGUUAAGAUGAGGAAGCAUCUUUCGAAGAACUUGCUCUGCCUCGCCAUGGUAAUAUGCUGGAAAGCGUGGGACUCGCGUAAUAGGGAAGAAAAUGGAGAUAUGGGUCUCCGAGGAUGGGAGCUACGGAAUUGGAGCGAGGAUUAUCUCAGCAUGUACAGGUCGGCAUGCUUAGAGCCAACUAUCACCAAGAGCCCUGCUCCACAAGUUCAGUGGACCCCGCCGCCAGAAGGAAUAGUGAAAGUUAAUUUCGACGCUGCAUUCCCACCAUCCCAGCCGCACUACAAGGUCGCCACGGUGGCUCGAAAUUCCGAUGGAGCUACACUCUGGUGGAGCGUCGCAACGUUUCCAGGCCAUGUUCAACCAGUCGAGGGAGAAGCUCACGCUGCUCUCUUCGCAAUCCAGCUUGCCCAUGCAAAAGGUUGGCCGUCAAUUAUUAUCGAAGGGGACUGUCGUCAAAUUAUUACGGCACUCCAAGGUGAAGACUUUUUGUUAUGUCCUUACGGUGCUUAUUUAGAAGACAUUUGUACUCUAGCUUUAUCUUUUUUUUCCUGUCGUUUUUCCUUUGUUCCUCGCUCUUGUAAUAAGCUAGCUCAUGGUCUUGCUGUAUCCAUGGAUCUCGCCACGACUGAGGGUCUUUCUCUCCCUCCUCAUUUGGCUUAUCUAGCCUAA